Molecule: messenger RNA, 792 nt
Organism: Chilo suppressalis (striped riceborer)
Lineage: Eukaryota; Metazoa; Arthropoda; Insecta; Lepidoptera; Crambidae
Source: the annotation of a GenBank genome assembly
AUGAAAGCUACAAAACGAACAGCAGAUUUUAAAGCUUUGGAACUGAAACUCACAAACUCUAUUUUCCUGCACACAAUAUAUAUUAAGGAGCAUGCUGUGAGAGAACAUACAGCGGAUAGACCAUCAGGGCGAACUCUUCUCGUUGUUAAUAUUCCUCCUUAUGUUGACGAAAAAGGAAUUACUAAUGCAUUCUCAGAAGCUGGUGCUAUAACAUCAGUAGAAUUUUGUGAUAAACCAACCACUGCAGAAAAAAAAGCUGCAAAACUCAAGUAUAUUCAAGAUGAAAGUCCAUCAACUUGUAAGGUGGCAUAUAUUGUUUUUGAAAAAGUAUCACAGCUAGAUAAAGCAUUACAUUUAUCACAGUUAAAUCCAUUAAAUUCAGAAGAUCACCAAAUAGAAGUAGGUAUGAAAAAGUGGAUCAAUCAGUACAACAAUUCUGUUGUAAUGCCUAAAAUUUUAAAAGAAAGAAUUGAAAUUUUCAUGAAACACCAUGAUAAAGAAAUGGCCAAAGCAGAAAAGAAAGAAAAAGCAUUAACAGAAGAAGAUGAUGAAGGAUGGGUAACUGUCACUAAAAGAGGCAAAGUGCAAAGCUUUGCUCGAUCGGAAAAAGUAGAAAACAAAAUAAUGGAAAAAGAAGAGAAAAAUAAAAAAAGGAAAGAACUGAAAAACUUUUACACUUUCCAAAUUAGAGAAUCAAAAAUGAAACACAUUGUCACUUUACGCCAAAAGUUUGAAGAAGACAAGAAGAAAAUAGCACAAAUAAAACAAAGUAGAAGAUUUAAACCAUUUUAA